Panicum hallii is the source of this 679-nucleotide messenger RNA. RefSeq names its product 50S ribosomal protein L20-like. The record is from RefSeq and is a predicted model, not a curated record. Gene Ontology annotation, molecular function: rRNA binding; structural constituent of ribosome. Gene Ontology annotation, biological process: ribosomal large subunit assembly; translation. Lineage: Eukaryota; Viridiplantae; Streptophyta; Magnoliopsida; Poales; Poaceae. Gene Ontology annotation, cellular component: ribosome.
AUGAACAAGGGAAAGAUUUUCAAGUUGGCUAAGGGAUUUAGAGGAAGGGCAAAGAAUUGCAUAAGGAUAGCAAGGGAGAGGGUUGAGAAAGCCUUGCAAUAUUCCUACAGGGACAGGCGUAACAAGAAGAGGGAUAUGAUCCUUUGGAUUGAGCGCAUCAAUGCUGGCACACGAUUGCACGGGGUGAAUUAUGGCAAGUUUAUGCAUGGAUUGAUGAAGGAGAACAUCCAACUCAAUAGGAAGGUGCUCUCAGAGCUGUCAAUGCAUGAACCUUACAGCUUCAAGGCGCUUGUUGAUGUAUCCCGCACGGCAUUUCCAGGGAACAGACCUGUCAAAAAGGAGGGUCUAGCAGUUAUCCUAUGAAUCAACAUUUCCAAUAAGUCACUGAACUCAUGAGGGUUGUUCCUUCCUUGCAGUUGAGAGUUACUACUUCUAAAUUUGCUAGCUACUUAGCUUGUAUACCCAGCAACCUCAUGUAAUUUUGCGUUACAAGUAUUUAUGCUCCCUUUGGUACUCGCUUUGAUAGACAGAACUGAAACAGCGGCAGCUUGGGCUGCACAUUAUUAUUAUUUGUUGCCCCUGUCAGUUGGCUUGAUCGAGAUAAUCCUCUAUGUACUGUUGACAAAUUCUGCAAUCUAAUUGUGGGAGACAAAAUAAAAGAGAUUUGAUCCUUUUGGUU